UCUGCAAGAUAUCGGAAGAGUAUAUAAAGUCUGAACUUACUGGAGUUAAAGGAGAAUAAGCUGAGAUGAAGUCGGUGUUUCUCUUCCCUUCACUCUUGGUUCUAGCUCAGGGGAGCACAGAGGAGAGAGAAUGGUGGGAGACGACCAUCUUCUACCAGAUCUAUCCGAGAUCUUUCAUGGAUAGUGAUGGGGAUGGCAUUGGAGAUCUAAAUGGAAUAACCUCUAAACUGGAAUAUUUGAAGGAAAUAGGUGUCGGUGCAACUUGGCUCUCGCCUAUGUUUUCAUCCCCAAUGUAUGAUUUCGGGUAUGAUAUCUCUGACUUUUACAAUGUCCACGAUGAGUAUGGAACUAUGGAGGAUUUUGAAAGACUGAUCGCCAAGGCGAAUGAAUUAGAUAUUAAAAUAAUUUUGGACUUGGUGCCUAACCAUGGCAGUAACGAAAGUGAAUGGUUUGAAAAAGCCCUUCAAGGUGACGAGAAAUAUUUUGAUUACUUUAUUUGGGAGGACGGAGUAGUUGACGAAAAUGGUGAUCUGCAGCCGCCGAACAAUUGGCUGAGCGUUUUCCGUAAAAGUGCCUGGGAGUACAGGGAAGAAGUAGGAAAAUAUUAUCUUCAUCAGUUUGUCAUCGGUCAACCAGAUUUCAAUUACCGCAAUCCUGACGUAGUCGAGGAGAUGAAAAACGUCAUUCGGUUCUGGUUCGACAAAGGCGUUGCUGGAUUUAGAAUUGACGCUAUCGCGCAUCUUUUUGAAGUAGACAAAGAACAAUUUGGUGGCAAAUACCCAGAUGAACCUAUUUCAGGAAACAGUUUGGACGACCCGUUAAGUUACAGUUACUUGAACCAUAUAUACACAACUGACCAAGAUGAAACUUACGACAUGGUUUAUCAGUGGCGUGAUGUUUAUGAAGAAUAUAAGGCUAAAGAUGACUUUUCCAGAGUAAUGAUGGUUGAAAUCUACGCAAGUCCUCAGAAAACAAUGAAGUACUUUGGAGAGGGUGAUCGCAUAGGAGCACAUAUGCCAUUUAAUUUUGCAUUGAUUUCUGACGUCAACGGUGAAUCUACGGCUGCUGAGAUCAAGUAUGCUGUUGAUAAAUUUUUGACCUUUAAGCCCCUUGACAAGUUAGCCAACUGGGUGACGGGUAAUCACGACAAUAGUAGAGUAGCUUCCAGAUACAGCCCAAAGGUAGUAGAUGGAAUGAACAUGCUUGUUCUCUUAUUGCCAGGCGUUGCCGUGACUUAUAUGGGUGAAGAAAUUGGAAUGGUAGACGGCUAUGUCAGCUGGGAGGACACAGUAGAUCCAAGUGGAUGCAACACUGAUGAUCCCAUCAACUACUGGCAAGCGUCAAGAGAUCCCGAAAGGACGCCUUUCCAAUGGAGCUCUGACAAAAAUGCUGGAUUUUCGACGGCAGACAAGACCUGGCUGCCUGUUGCUGAGGGCUACGAAACCUUGAAUGUGGAAGUGCAGCGUGACAUCACCAGGUCACAUUUGAACGUCUACAAGGCGUUGGCUCAACUUCGUACGGAGCCUACAUUCAGAUAUGGCAGAUACGAGACAGCCGCGCUGAAUGGAGACAUCUUUGCUUUCCGAAGGUGGUACAAUGGCGAAAACUACGUGAUCCUCGUCAACUUCAGGGAUGAAUCUUACACUAUUGACUUAAGCUAUUUCGAGAAUGUUACCGGGGAAUUGGAGGUCGUUCUUGCUAGUAUUCAGUCACCGAAGGACACUGGGGACGUGCUAGAGGCAACGGCGGUGGAGGUUGUCGGCAGCGAAUCUUUCGUCAUCAAAGUUAAAGCAUGAACGCGUCAAGAAAACUUGAUAAAAAUGGAUAAUAUGUAUAACCAAGUUUAAAAAAAA
Molecule: messenger RNA, 1853 nt
Organism: Cydia fagiglandana
Lineage: Eukaryota; Metazoa; Arthropoda; Insecta; Lepidoptera; Tortricidae
Product: maltase A1-like
Exons: 9
Coding region: 66-1796 (576 amino acids)
Biological process (GO): carbohydrate metabolic process
Source: RefSeq, a predicted model, not a curated record